Penicillium diatomitis is the source of this 2403-nucleotide messenger RNA. RefSeq names its product elongation factor G. NCBI's taxonomy places the organism in Eukaryota, Fungi, Ascomycota, Eurotiomycetes, Eurotiales, Aspergillaceae. Gene Ontology annotation, molecular function: translation elongation factor activity; GTPase activity; GTP binding. The transcript is spliced from 4 exons. Gene Ontology annotation, cellular component: mitochondrion. The record is from RefSeq and is a predicted model, not a curated record. The coding region runs from base 1 to 2403 and encodes 800 amino acids. Gene Ontology annotation, biological process: mitochondrial translational elongation.
AUGAGGACCCCUUGUCUUGCACGGCUUCCCUACCGUGCUGUGUCUGGUUUGACCAGCACUGCCCGUUUUCAGUCACAGAGCCUUCUCCGUCUGAGAUGCGCAUCCACGGCCGCCUUGCGGCCCUCCGGAGUCGCGCCGGCUUAUCAGUCGGUUUUGAAGCAAUGGGAACAGCGCCGCAAUGCCGCAUCUGCCAGUGCUGCUGCAGUUCUCGAGGCUGCCGCUGCGAGUCCCGAUAGCUUGUCGCAAGCCGCCAUCAUCGACAAUUUGGAUCCCAUCGAGGCCGCCCGCUUGGACAAAGUUCGAAACAUCGGUAUUGCCGCCCACAUUGACAGCGGCAAGACUACCUGUACCGAGCGAGUUCUCUUCUACACCGGUCGUAUCAAGGCUAUUCACGAGGUCCGCGGACGAGAUGCUGUCGGCGCCAAAAUGGACUCGAUGGAUCUUGAGCGUGAGAAGGGUAUCACCAUUCAGUCUGCGGCCACCUUCUGUGACUGGGUCAAGAAGGAUAAACAAGGUGUUGAUCAAAAGUACCAUAUCAACUUGAUUGACACGCCUGGUCACAUUGAUUUCACCAUCGAAGUCGAGAGAGCGCUGCGCGUUCUGGAUGGUGCCGUCAUGAUCUUGUGUGCUGUCUCUGGUGUCCAGUCUCAGACCAUUACUGUUGAUCGUCAAAUGCGUCGUUACAAUGUUCCCCGUAUCUCCUUCGUGAACAAGAUGGAUCGCAUGGGCGCCAACCCUUUCAAGGCCAUUGACCAGAUCAACUCCAAGCUGAAGAUGCCUGCUGCGGCAGUCCAGGUUCCCAUUGGUGCCGAGGAUGAGUUUGAGGGCGUCGUCGACCUGAUUCGCAUGAAGGCCCUCUACAACAGGGGCGAGAGUGGUGAAACUAUUGUCGAGUCCGAAGAGAUCCCUGACAAGGUCAAGGACAUUGCCAUUGAACGACGGGCUAAGCUCAUUGAGACUCUCGCAGAUGUUGAUGAUGAAAUUGCCGAGAUUUUCCUGGAUGAGGGCGAGCCUACCGAAGACCAGCUCCGCGCCGCGAUUCGCCGAUCCACUAUCGGUCUCAAAUUCACUCCUGUCUUCAUGGGAUCUGCUCUGGCCAACAAGUCCGUUCAACCCAUGCUUGACGGUGUCAUUGAUUUCUUGCCCAAUCCUUCGGAGGUUGAGAACCUGGCCCUGGACCAAAAGCGCAAUGAGGCUUCCGUGAAGCUUGUGCCCUACAACUCCCUGCCCUUUGUCGGUCUUGCUUUCAAGCUGGAGGAGAGUAACUUUGGCCAGUUGACAUACAUCCGUGUUUACCAGGGUACCCUUCGCAAGGGCUCCAACGUCUUCAAUGCUCGCAACAACAAGAAAGUCAAGAUCCCUCGUAUUGUGCGCAUGCAUUCCAACGAGAUGGAGGAAGUCAACGAGAUUGGUGCUGGUGAAAUCUGUGCCGUGUUUGGUGUUGAAUGUGCUUCUGGUGAUACCUUUACCGAUGGCCAGCUCGGCUACAGCAUGUCGUCAAUGUUCGUUCCCGAACCCGUCAUUUCUCUCUCCAUCAAGCCCAAGCAGACCAAGGAUGCCGCCAAUUUCUCCAAGGCCAUGGCCCGGUUCCAACGUGAGGAUCCUACCUUCCGUGUGACCUAUGAUAGCGAAAGCGAACAAACCAUCAUCUCCGGUAUGGGUGAGCUGCACCUUGAUAUCUACGUGGAGCGUAUGCGCCGAGAGUACCGUGUGGACUGUGAGACUGGUCAGCCUCAGGUCGCAUACCGUGAGACGAUUGGUCGUCGCGUUGAGUUCGAUCACUUGCUCAAGAAGCAGACUGGUGGUGCUGGUGACUAUGCCCGUGUCAUGGGGUGGAUGGAGCCUACCGGUGCUCUUGAGGAGAACAAGUUCGAGCAGCAGGUUGUUGGUGGCAGUAUCUCUGAGAAGUUCUUGUAUGCUUGUGAGAAGGGUUUCAAUAUCUCUUGCGAGAAGGGUCCUCUUAUCGGCCACAAGGUGCUCGGUACCUCGAUGGUCAUCAACGAUGGUGCCACUCACAUGACUGAUUCGUCCGAAAUGGCCUUCAAGAACGCUACCCAGCAAGCCUUCCGUAAGGCUUUCACUGAGAGUAACCCUGCCGUCCUGGAGCCCUUGAUGAAGACUGUGGUCACUGCUCCUUCUGAGUUCCAAGGUGAUGUCAUUGGUCUGUUGAACAAGCGUGGUGCUACCAUCAACGACACCGAGACUGGUGUUGAUGAGUUCACCAUCUACGCGGACUGCAGUCUAAACGGCAUGUUCGGCUUCAGCUCCAACCUCCGUGCUGCUACCCAGGGCAAGGGUGAAUAUACGAUGGAGUUCAGCCACUACGAGAAGGCUCCUCCACAAGUCCAAAAGGAACUUAUCGCCAAGUACCAGAAGGCCCAGGCCGACCGAAACAAGAAAUAA